ACAACAACAAUCUGAAUCUGGGAAAUGGUAUUCGCAUGGUGAUGAUUAACAAUGAUACAUGUCGCGAUCAUUUCUAUGGUUGCGAUGCAGUGAUGUUACUUAUGUUUGUGUCUCAUUUUAUAUGAGGAGUUUAUAUGGCCUUGCAAUAAAAAUUUUCAGGUUAAAUCAUGAAAAUGGAUGAUGAUAACGAACGGAAAGCUCUUGUGAAGAACGAAGAUGUCAGUAUAGACUAUGGAACACUAGCUGGAAACAUUCAAGGAAAGAAUCGUCAAGUUGAAGCAGAAGAAAGUUACAAAGUCCGAUGGAGGUCAAUCAAAAUCCUUUACAUGACAAUGUUUUUUAGCUCUAUCCAGUUUGCUAUAGUCAUGUCUUCGCUGUGGCCUUAUCUUCAAAAGGUGGACUCCACAGUUACUGCUAAUUUUCUUGGUUGGACAAAUGCAGGAUUCAGCCUGGGCCAGAUGGCUAGCUCACUUUUACUAGGAUUAUGGUGUCAGCAUCGCCCUGCAAUAGAACCUCUUCUCUUCUCAAUUCUUUUCCUCACAUCUGGAAGUUUGUUGUAUAGUUAUGGUGAAGCAUUUCCAGUUGACGGAAUCAAUUUGAUUUUAACUGCCAGGCUUCUGCUAGGUUUAUCUGCAGGCAAUGUAGCAGUUUGUCGUGCAGUGUUGUCCCAGUCAACAACAUUAAAGGAAAGAACAAAGGCAUUUGCAAACUUAGCAAUCUGGCAGGCUAUUGGAUUUGCCUUUGGCCCAGCAAUGCAAGUUGCAGUUGUUCCAAUCGGAGGCAAUGGCAUUCAUUUCGAUUCAAUGAAGUUAACCCUUGAUAUAUACACAGCACCAGGAUUUCUCGGCGUCAUCAUGGGUAUCAUAAACUUCGUUGUGCUGAUAUUUUUUUUCAAAGAAGUGAAAGUUGAUAUCUACGAAGGACAAAAGGACAUUCAUGUGGAUCUUAGUAGGCUUUUAUUAUUUGAUGUCAAUUUUUGUAAGCGACUUUCACUAUCAGUUUUAAGUUUGAAGCUUUAUGCGUUCAUCAGGCAACUUUUCAGCACUCAAUCCAGUGAGUUAACCAGACAAUGUGGCAUUUGUAGGUUGAUCUCGCCAUUGGUAAUGGAUGAAUUUGCUUGGACGUAUAAAGAAACUGUCUUAUAUGGUGGAAUUCUUUUGGCUGUAGCUGGGGUCAUUGCAAUCUUGUGCUUUCAUGUUGUCAAGUACUUGUCUUCAAAAUACGGCGAGAGAGCAGUGAUCGCAGGAGGAUUCGUAAUAAUUCUUUUGGGAUUUAUCACUUACAUUCCUUGGGGAAAUUCCUAUCCCCAGCUUCAGACAGAGGAACUGAUAAAAGGAACCAAUAAAACCAAGCUGACGUUGGGUUGCAAUCGAAAAUACACGUGGUGUACGACAACACCAAGACUUUAUUUUCCUCAGUUCCUCGUCGCUGCAACUUUAGUUGGUAUUGGGUAUCCUAUCGCAUUUUUGGCUGUGAAUACAAUGUAUUCAAAAAUAUUAGGCCCAAGACAACAGGGCGCAUACAUGGCCUUCAUCAGUUCUAUAGGUUCUCUUGCAAGGAUGAUUGGACCACUGGCAAUGGCACAAAUGUACAGUUACUUUGGACCUAGGUGGACAUACCUAUCAGUCAAUUUUAUAAUAACAGGGACGAUUCUUGUAUUUUCCUGCUACUACAAUCGACUAAUACCUUUUCAUGAUUAUGUCCGGCAGCAAAAUGUAGCCACAGCUUAGCUUGUUGGGUUCCUGAGCCUUUUCAAAGAACUUUAGCUAAGGGGGGAGGGGAGGGGAGGGGAGGGGGAGGGGAGGGGUGGGCCCAAGCCACCUAUUACUAAAGGAAGGUAUUGUAUUGCUGUAACCAUGAAAUUUCACUGUUGCAUCGGGCAAUCGCCUCCACAAUUAGUAUACUAAAACUGCCCAGUUGCUGUGUUGUGCUGCUUAAUUCGGGGGAAGUGGUGCGUGGAUGAAAGUAGCGGAAAAAAUUUGCCCUGUAAAAUCAAGACUAUUACAUCAUCGUCGGUAACACCGAAGUAGCGAAAACUUUGACUCAAAAGCUUUUGGUCCCACUAUAGGCUCUUCCCGGUAGCAGGGCUACCGAUACUUAUUUUCUCUUAGAGGGGAGCAUAAUCAAAUCGAAGAAAUUUGAUGUAAAUUUUUGGAAAUAAAGCAUGGUUUUGAAUAAAUCAGGAUGUAAUUUUUUGUAUGUAAUUGUAUCUCGAGAAUUGAUAAAAAAGAGAAACGUGAAGGGUUGUAAUUCAUUUUAAAUCUUAAUAUAUUUUUUGUUUAAUAUUAAUAUGAGUUUGAAAUUGUGUAUUAUGAUUAUUCUUCUUUUUCAAUAUGUUUUUAAAUGCCAAACACUUCGGAGUAACUUUCUUAUAUUGCACUAUCAGUUAGUAAUUGACAUCUUAUGAUUCAAAAUUUACGGUAUUUAUUUAAAAUCAACUGGUGGAGGCUGGCGGUUAAUUAAUUUUGCGUUGCUUUUGUAUUUGAAGUUGCCAUUUUGGAAAUGAAUUUGGCAUUGCCAUGUCUUUGAAGUCACCAUUUUAAAGCCUUUUAUUAAAUAUAGUUUGAAUAUGACAAGUACUAAUUGAAUUAGCUUCAUAUUAUGCCCAGGACGCCCUCUUUGACAAAGGCCUAUUUUGCAUACCAGUUGUCUGUGAGACUUGUAAAAAAAUAUAUUCAAGAACAAAGUAAUACGACGACGAGAAUCCAUACUAAUAUUUAGUCCCAGUAUACAGGGCUUCAUCAGAGUAAAAGAAAGGCCUACAUAAAGUUUUUAAAGUUCAUUUUCUUAUUUUUUUGUUUUUUCUAGUUUCAUAGCUCUUUGCAAACAAAUUAACCUAUCAGAAAAGCAAGGUAAAUAAAUUACAACUCUAUUUAAGAUCUUUAGAUGCAUCUUUGAGAAGACGACUUUGACAGUUCAUGUUUGCAAACAGCGUUAUUGCUAAUUCUUUGUAAGAGAAGUAAUGAUAACAUAAAAGCCUUGGAUGAUGAUACAUCACAGUCUUUUUCCCUCCCCACCCCUGUUUCUUAGGCUCAAGUACCUAGGGUAGCACUCUCUGUUCGCUUCCACCCUGGUCAAUUAUAGCUAGGCAAAAGAGCAACUUCUUUAAGUAAAAGAGUCAGAGUGAUCGUUUUUGACAAAAUAAUAUCAUAAAAUGAUCUUUCAAUCA
Rhopilema esculentum is the source of this 3169-nucleotide messenger RNA. Lineage: Eukaryota; Metazoa; Cnidaria; Scyphozoa; Rhizostomeae; Rhizostomatidae. The record is from RefSeq and is a predicted model, not a curated record.